This is a messenger RNA of Dermacentor silvarum, 776 nucleotides long. RefSeq lists its product as uncharacterized. Gene Ontology annotation, biological process: proteolysis. The transcript has 2 exons. The record is from RefSeq and is a predicted model, not a curated record. Lineage: Eukaryota; Metazoa; Arthropoda; Arachnida; Ixodida; Ixodidae. Bases 52 to 633 code for a protein of 193 amino acids. Gene Ontology annotation, molecular function: aspartic-type endopeptidase activity.
UACCGCCGCGCUGAGUGUUUCUCUUGUCGGAGGAGGGGACACCUGGCUGCAAUGUGCAAAUCCAAGCCACGCCAAGAAAAUGUAGCUCAUUGUGAGGAGUCAGCCUCCGUAAGCGAGGACUACGGACAGUUCCUGUUACACCUCCGUGAGUCGUCGAGAGGACUGGUCGGGCCUAUAUGGCGAACGCUACAGUGGAAAGGGGUGCCCGUGAAGAUGCAAGUGGACACCGGGUCACCAGUGUCAAUAGUGACAUGGCCAACUUACGCCCAGCACCGUCACCGUUGGCCCAUGCUCGAAAAGUCGUCGUUUCAACUGAGUUGCUUCCUCGGUAGACUACCUGUGAAAGGACAGCUGGAAGUUCCUGUCACCUACGCUGGAAAAACCGUCAACGCGACGCUAGUGGUGCUCGGCUGCUCAGGUCCAAACCUCUGUGGGCGAGACAUAAUUCAAGCAUUUCAGCUGACUGGACCCAGUGCUCAACGUGGACGUCAACGACGGUGCACUUCCCCGCAGACAUUCGCCCGGAGAACCCGUAUGGUGCAAGAACUAUGGGGCAGGCGCCAGCUGGAGACGCGCAGUGAUACAGAAUACCAGGGGAUCCCGCCUGAGCACGGUCAAGACGGAAGAUGGUGAACUAUGUGAGCGUCAUGAAGAUCAGCUAAGGCACCGCUCGGAUGGUCACCUACCAACAUCGUUGGACGAGGAAGGCACCGAAGGAAAAGAAGUGUUGGCCCCAACAAACGAAAAUGCAGACUUUCUGGCAGACUUUUCGGACA